AUGCGGAUACGGUAUGUUGAUGCUAGGCAUCCAGGAUCUACUCACGCUGCUUUUAUUUGGAACAAUAGUGAUUUGAAACAAAUGGUUGCUGAUGAUUUUGGUCCGAACACUUGGCUUCUAGGUUAUAUUUCGUUAAUAAUUAUGAAACCUUUUCAUUUCACUCUAAAAUACCUAUGUGAUUCUGGAUUUCCAUUAGAACCACAUCUUUUGACCCCUUUUCGUUCAGCGGAACCUCAAUCACCUGAAGCAAAAUACAAUACAAUCCAUUCUAAAGCCCGAAAUGUGAUAGAGCGGACAAAUGGCGUCCUUAAGUCUAUAUUUAGAUGUCUUUCUGCUGAAAGGGGCCUGCACUAUAAACCUGACAAAGCUGGGUCUAUAAUAAAUGCAUGUUGCGCGUUGUAUAAUAUUGGUUUACACUAUAAAGCAGACUGGGAGGAAGAUCUGACAAUCUCGCAGGAAGUUGCAAGUCCAAAUGUAACUGAGAAUGAUAACACCGUAGCCUCUGAUAUAAGAUAUAAUGUAAUGCAAUGUUUAAAUGAAUAA
This is a messenger RNA of Rhagoletis zephyria (snowberry fruit fly), 543 nucleotides long. RefSeq names its product putative nuclease HARBI1. The record is from RefSeq and is a predicted model, not a curated record. NCBI's taxonomy places the organism in Eukaryota, Metazoa, Arthropoda, Insecta, Diptera, Tephritidae.